This is a messenger RNA of Penaeus monodon (black tiger shrimp), 2195 nucleotides long. Its product is annotated as methyltransferase-like protein 17, mitochondrial. NCBI's taxonomy places the organism in Eukaryota, Metazoa, Arthropoda, Malacostraca, Decapoda, Penaeidae. The record is from RefSeq and is a predicted model, not a curated record. Gene Ontology annotation, molecular function: methyltransferase activity; structural constituent of ribosome. Gene Ontology annotation, cellular component: mitochondrial small ribosomal subunit. Gene Ontology annotation, biological process: translation.
UCACAUGUUACUUGGACGCCGAACGUGUUACGGACAAGCAGCGCUCGGUGGAAUAAAAUUGUUUUUUUAUAAAUAUUUUCUCCCGAUACUGGCAUUUUAUUUUAUUUUUUUUUUAGGAUGAAUUUAAGUAGGAGGUUGUUACCGAUUCACGUGUAUGUCCGGAAUGCUUCCACAAAAGCCAAGGUAAAGACGAAGUUUAAUUUUGAGCUCUCGGCUGAUGUCAGUGACUCCCUGAAGAGUGGGUCUGUGAAGGCACGCCAUCAUGCCGGCAGAAUGGGUGUGGGAGUCGUGAACCUACCGGAAGCUCUUUCUCAGGCUGCAUUUAAUGCACUGAAAGACUUUCCGGAAAAAAGCCUUAUAGAAGAUGCGCACAAGUUGUCAAGUUACAUCUGGUCUCGACAUCCACCACUAGAGAAGGAUGAAUAUCACCAUAAGGUCAGGGAGGUGGAACAUGCUGUCAAAGAACAAGAAAUGGUAGAUCCAUUAUCACCGGAUAUUGGUGAAGAGCUUCAAGGCAGGUUGCUAGAAUCCCGAAAAUCAAAAGUUAUCAAGAAAAUGAAGACGAAUGUUUAUCAUUGGAAACCCAUUGAGUAUAAUGGCUAUAGGGCAGCUAUGUAUGUGGCAGGCCGUCUAGCUCCAGAUUAUGCCUCCCUCUACAAAAUCAUGGCAGAGAUGAAGAAACGUGACCCACAAUUUUCCCCACUUACGCUAUUAGACUUUGGCUCUGGUGUGGGCACUUCAAUGUGGGUGGUGGACAACAUUUGGCCUGAGAAGUGUAAAGAGGCAGUGUGCAUUGACUCCAGUUCAGAAAUGAAUGGCAUGGCAGACAAGCUUCUUAGAGAAGGUGACCCAGAGAAACCACUGCAAACAAGGCCAGGAGGAACAUUUUUCAAGCAGUUUUUACCAAUGUCCAGCACCUUGCAGUAUGAUAUUGUGGUUUCGUCUCGUUCCCUGUUUGAGCUCCCUGACAUGGCUUCAAGACUAAGAACAAUAGAUAUACUCUGGAGAAAAACAUCAAAAUACCUGGUACUGGUUGAAGCUGGGACAAAUGCUGGAUACAGACUGAUUCAGGAAGCAAGGGAUUAUGUAUUAGAGGUGGGUCAUCAGUCAGAAAAGGAAAGAGAUUACUUGGAGGGACAUGUUUUCUCUCCUUGUCCACAUGACAAGUUUUGUCCAAGAUUUUUUGAUGGCUCUAAUACCCCUUGUAAUUUUGAAGUAUCUUACAAACCAUUUAAAUUUGGUAAAUAUAGUAACACAAGCAAGGACCUGUUUACUUAUGUAGUACUUAAGAAAGGAAAGAGAAAUGAUGUUGCAGGUGACAAUGUAUCAUGGCCUCGCAUUGUGCGUGCCCCAUUAUGCCGCACAAGGCAUGUUAUAUGUCGUACUUGUACAAAGUAUGGUACCCUCCAAGAACUUACAGUAACAAAAAGGAGACAUGGCAAAGAAUGUUACCAAGUAAGUAAAAAUACAAACUGGGGUGACAUGCUUCCAGUUGAAUUUGAAGACGCAUCACAUUCAGAAAGUGAUUCUAAUGAUGAACCUGCUUAUUCUGAAAAUGAUCUUAUCACCUAUGAUACUGCAUGAUAAGAACACUUUCUUACCAUAUAUGGGUAAGUAAAUAUUGCCCCCUUUGGUUUUGUUUUAGAACCAGAUCUGUUUAUCAGUUUUAAGAAAUGCUUAAAAAGGGAGAUUCUUUCAGAUGAAAUGUGAUAUGAAAAACUCCCUCAUGAAAAGGAGAUUUUAUGACAUUCAUUAAGUCUUUUGUUCAUAAUGACACCUGUACAGCAUCAUUUUGGUAAACUAGAAUUUCUCUUUUCCUAAUUAACAUUAUGGUUGUAUGCAGAUAGUAUGUUUGUCUCUGGUGUCCUGUUUGACAUCCUGCCUUAACCCAUAGCACUGGCCAGGAGGAAGACAAAUGUCUUUAUAAAUUCUGUCUCCUCCCUCAAGAUCAUUGGGCCUGCAACACUCUCUGUUCAUUACUUGUAGCCAAAAGGUCAAUGAAAUAGAUAAUAAAGAAUUUCUUGCUUUGGUGGUGAGUCCCAAGUUUUGUAAAAAAGAUGUAGAAGCAAAAAGCCAGAUAAGUUUUCUUAUAACAGUCUGUAAUGUUCUACAAUUCAGAAAUAGCCCUUUGUAAAUGACAAUAAGAUAUCCAUUGUUUAGUCUCUGAAAAAGUUAUAAUAAAUGUUUUUUUUGUU